UUUAUAGGGAUUGGGUUUCUUUCCCUGUGCUGUUCCAGCAGUGAGGAGGUGCACGGGACAAGGGGUGCCCUAGGCUCCCAGAACAGGGGCUCUGCCUGGGUUCCAGCUCCCAUAGGGGUGGAACUUGUCAGGACUCUGAGUACAUAUCUCCUUAGGAAGAGUUGAAACUCAUCUGCUGCACUGUGACUAUGGCCUGGCUGCUGACUAGGGCUUGCUGCCCCAGAGCUUUUCCAUGGGCUUCCAGAUGUCUCUAUGGGUUGAUGAGUGCUCGGUCCUGGAGCCAGGGUCCUCUUACUGCCUACAUGCCAGAAGCUGCCUCCUUCCCGGAAGCUCAGGAUCACCAGGGCUUGUACAAGACAUCGGUGGAACAGGGGGAUGCCUUCUGGGGAGCACUGGCAAGGAGUCGGCUCUCCUGGAUCACCCCCUUCCACUCUGUCCAGGACUGUGAUCUGCAGCAGGGACGGGCUGCCUGGUUCCUGGGAGGGCAGCUCAACGUGGCAGUGAACUGCUUGGACCGACAUGUCCAUGUAGCCCCAGACAAAGUGGCCUUAAUAUGGGAGAAGGAUGAACCAGGAGAGGAGUUGCGGGUCACAUACAGGGAGCUGCUGGAGCUGACAUGCCGCCUGAGCAACACCCUGAAACGGCAGGGGGUGAAACGAGGUGACAGGGUGACAAUCUACAUGCCUCCGUGCCCAUUGGCAGUGGCCAGCAUGCUGGCAUGUGCCCGAAUAGGGGCUGUGCAUGCUGUGGUGUUUGCUGGGUUCAGUGCAGAGUCCCUGGCAGACAGGAUUCGGGAUGCCCAGUCGGAGACGGUGAUCACAGUGAACCAGGGGCUGAGAGGUGGCAAGGUUGUGGAGCUGAAGAAAACAGUGGACCAGGCUGUGAAGCACUGCCCAGGAGUGAAACGUGUCCUUGUGUCCAUGAGGACGGACAGCCAGCUUCCCAUGACAGCCCUGGAUGUUCUGCUGGAGGAGGAGAUGAUGAAGGAGGAUGCAUACUGUGAGCCAGUUGCCAUGGACAGCGAAGACAUGUUGUUCCUUCUCUACACAUCUGGCAGUACAGGCAAGCCCAAGGGCCUGGUUCAUUCCCAGGCUGGCUAUCUCCUGUUUGCUGCUCUCACACACAAGUACGUGUUUGACUAUCAGGACAGGGAUGUCUUUGGCUGUGUGGCAGAUAUUGGCUGGAUCACAGGGCACAGUUACGUUGUCUAUGGCCCCCUCUGCAAUGGUGGCACCACAGUCCUUUUUGAGAGCACUCCUGUUCAUCCCAACCCUGGACGCUACUGGGAAACAGUGGAGAGGUUAAAAAUUAAUCAGUUUUAUGGGGCACCUACUGCCAUCCGCCUGCUCCUGAGAUAUGGUGAUGAAUGGGUGAAGAAAUAUGACCGCUCCUCUCUCAAAGUUCUUGGCUCAGUGGGUGAACCCAUAAACAAGGAGGCAUGGGAGUGGUACUUCCGUGUGGUGGGUGAGACACGGUGCCCUGUUGUGGACACAUGGUGGCAAACAGAAACAGGAGGCAUCUGUAUCUCACCCCGUCCUUCUAACCCUGGAGAUGAAAUCCUUCCAGGCAUGGCCAUGAGACCUUUUUUUGGCAUCAGUCCCUCUGUACUGGAUGAUAAGGGAAAUGUCCUUUUGGAAAAUAAUGUCUCUGGAGCCCUUUGCAUCUCACAAGCCUGGCCGGGUAUGGCUCGAACCAUUUAUAAAGACCAUAAGAGGUUUGUGGAAACCUAUCUGGCUCCUUAUCCAGGGUUCUUCUUCACUGGGGAUGGUGUGUAUCGCACUAGUGAAGGCUAUUACCAGCUGACGGGACGCCUGGAUGACAUCAUUAACAUCAGCGGGCACCGGCUGGGCACUGCAGAGGUGGAAGACAUUGUGAACCACCAUGUGGCAGUGGCAGAGUCUGCUGUGAUCGGCUACUCACAUGACAUCAAGGGAGAAGGAGCCUACGUGUUCAUUGUGCUGAAGAAGGACAGCAAGUACACGGAGGAAACUCUUGCUGCUGAGCUACAGGAGCUGAUCUCCAAGAAGAUCGCUAAGUAUGCAGUUCCAGAGUACAUCCAGGUCACACGCCGGCUGCCCAAGACGCGCUCUGGGAAGAUUAUGCGGCGGGUGCUAAGGAAGAUUGUUGAGAACAAAGCCAGUGAGCUUGGGGACCUAACCACCCUAGAUGACCAUGAAGCUGUGCAGCAGAUCAUAGAGGGACACAAGCACCUUGUGGAGCAGCGGAAGAACUGCUAGUAUGGCUCCUCCAGCAGCCACCUCCAGCCCCUUCACUACAGAAUUAGGGUCAGGUCCAGAAAUGUCACUGAGCAACCGCUGCCCAGUAAGUGCUCAGACUGUACUUCCAGCGCAGUCUGAGAGACCCUCGAGAGUUCUGCCCCCAUACACACAAAGGAGACAGGAGAGAACAGGCACAACAGUAAGGAGGGAUCGCUGUUUGCUCCCGAAGAAGAGAACCAACAUCCUUCCUUCAGGCUCCUUGUGCCUUGCAGUAGCUUUAGAGAAAGCAACUGACCAGCUAUAGGUAGGUGUAUUAUUCCUAUCCCUGCUUUGCUCUUAAUCACUUUUCUAGUCCAAGAGCACUGUCAAUACAUAACUCCUCCAGAGCAAAGAGUAAAAGGAAAAAGAGGCAGAAAUCUGGUUAACACAUACUGGUUCUUCUCCAGAAACAUCCUUGGAUAGCCGACUCUGGAUUUUAAUACAAAAAUGUUUAUUUGUUAUUGUGUAUCUUAAGCAGAUGAGAGCAAUGUUCUUUUCUGUACCAGUCUCUUUCUCCUAUUACAAUGCACCUCCUGCUUGGGGAGCCAGAGGCUCAGAAGCAGAUUCUGUGGCACCAGAGGCAGAGGCCCCAGCAAGGCAGAGACAGAAGAACAUCAGGUUCUAUCCUAGCAUCACACUACUGCAUCCUUGAUGCCAUGAGGCAGUGUUGUUAUUUUGGUGUGGUUUUGGUUUGUUUUUUCUUUUUUUUUUUUUUUUUUUUUUUUUUUUGGCAACCUAGCAGUCCAAUCCCUUCUCUUCUCAGUGGCAGAGAGGAACAAGGAGGCUGGAAGAAGGAUAGGACGGACAUGCCUGCUCCUGGUAUAAGUUUAGACUUAGCCCUAUGUCCAUCAGCAAAUUCCAUAAUUGGGCUUGCACUAACCAACUGAAUCUCUUGCUGAGAGUUCUGCAGCUCUUCUACAUGUGUGUAGUUUCUGAAGCUGGCCAGAUCAGGAAUGUUUUAUGUCAUUCUUCCCAGGAUGGAGGCCGCUUCAUCUUCUCACAUCGAGUGAGUUCCCAUUUUCCCCCUCCAUGAAGUUUCAAAAUCCAGUUGUGGAACUGCAAAUCCAAUGCCAUAACAAAUGUGAGUUGCCUCUGUGAGGGCACGUCCUCCUGUAAUGCAGCUCUCUAGCCUUUUGCUUCCCUCUGCUCACCAGAGAUGCCCUGAUUUCCUCAUCUUGCCCCAAGGCAUGGAGUGCUGCUCACUAUCUCACCUUCUUCAGGCUGGCCCUGUGUCCCACGCUGAUCAGAGUCAUGCCCAGCUGAAGGCACACACGGUACAGGUCAUGUUCCACCUCUUCUGUCAAGGCACUGGUGGCUUCAUCUAGCACUGAGAGACAAGUUGUAAGUUCCACACAUCUCUCCCCUCCCAGCUUGUCAUCAUCUUCUGCUGAAAGCAUUUCCCAUACUAAGUGUAGCUCACCAAGAGUAUUUGCAGAAGGCAUGUGAGGAGAAGCUUAAUGACCUCAAUGAUGCAGCUGGUGCCAGCUAUAUGGGAAGGCUCCCCUAAGCCCUCAAGUCCACCCAAACAACACUGGUUGCCUCAUUCAUCUUCCUUAAAAGCUGCACAUUGCUGUACUGCCCUCACCAUUGUGAUAGCCAAGGUGUUGCCUUCCCAAGACUGCACACCACUGUGCCUGGCCAGGGACCCAUAUACAGCAGCCAUGAUGGACUGGGGCAGCUCCCUGUCAGUUAAGGGUAAGUACUACAGACCAGAACAAAUGAAUUCUAUUUAUCUCACAUAAUCUACAGCUUUUAGUUUCCAAUCCAUGAGUCCCUGCACUGAGCAGUGCUGUAGACUUCAGAAGAAGAGCAGGACUUAAACAUGGCUUUUGCUGCUAACAUGGCUCUGCUCACCCACAUCUACUUUGGCCCGACACCUCUUCCAACAGCCCUCAGCAGCUACUAGCCAUUUAAACAUGUAAAUGAAUUAGGAACCACCUGCAACUAUGAGCUUCUUUGUUCCAUGCUAUGCAGAUAAACAUUUUCACCUCUGAA
This is a messenger RNA of Lagopus leucura (white-tailed ptarmigan), 4253 nucleotides long. Its product is annotated as acetyl-coenzyme A synthetase 2-like, mitochondrial. Gene Ontology annotation, cellular component: mitochondrion. Gene Ontology annotation, molecular function: acetyl-CoA synthetase activity; AMP binding. The coding region runs from base 189 to 2237 and encodes 682 amino acids. Lineage: Eukaryota; Metazoa; Chordata; Aves; Galliformes; Phasianidae. The record is from RefSeq and is a predicted model, not a curated record. The transcript is spliced from 14 exons.